AUGGAUAUAUCGGCAAAGAAACGGAAACGUGCUUUACUUAUACACUUGGCUGGAUCACAAGUUUACGAUAUCUUUGACACGUUUACCGCCGAACAGAAAGGUUCUGAGGAUGAUUUUGACACCGCUGUGAAAUCACUUACAACUUAUUUCGAGCCUAAAAAGAAUACGGAGUAUGAAAUCUACAAAUUUCGCCAAGCUAGCCAACGCCAUGACGAAAAGCUCGAUUCUUACCACCCUCGCCUUCGACACCUUGCUUCCACGUGUGAAUUUGCAGACAUGGAUCGCGAAAUUAAAACACAAAUUGUCCAAACGUGCACGUCCCAACAGCUUCGACGAAAAGCCCUUCGUACUGAAAUGACUCUCCAACAACUUUUAGAUCAAGGCCGAGCCUACGAACUAUCACACCAACAAGCUCAGGAAAUGGAAAAUAACAACACAGAAUCAGUCAACCAGAUGAAAACUGCUGCAACACGAAAUUACUUUUCGAAGAACUUCAACUCACAACGUCAAGGACCAAGACAAGAAUCAACGAAACUAUGUUAUUUUUGCAGCAAACUCUAUCGUCAUCCUGGCGUAUGUCCAGCAAAAGGGAAAACGUGUCGACUUUGCGGGAAAUUGAAUCACUUUGCCGUCGCAUGCCGUUCAUCUCCACAAAAACAACAACAUCGCCACCAUGAAAGUGACAAACGUCAGACGGUUAAAUAUGUAAACGAAGAAAUCGCAAGUGACAAUACCAGUGAACACUCCGAGUCGGAUGAAUAUACGUUUAUGGUGCAAGAUACAGACGAAAAUACCAAACAUCCAAUGGUUAACUUACGGAUUCAAAACCUAGCCAAAGUUAAAUUCAUUAUUGACACUGGAGCGACAGUUAAUUUACUCGAAGAAAAGGAUUUUGAAGCCCUCAAACCGGAAAUAACAUUGCAACACAGUUCUAUCAACAUCUACCCCUACAAGUCCGAUAAACCCCUCCGUGUCCUUGGAAAGUUUACUGCUACUGUAGAAUCGCGGAAACGAAUUGAUGCUGCCGAGUUUUUUGUCGUUAGCAACAACGGUCGCCUUGGAGGUUCUUUGUUAUCCUACAAUACUGCAAAGCAUCUUGGUUUGAUUGCAAUUACUAACGCUGUGGACACUGCUAAGAACACAACUGUAUCCUGCAAUGUUGCAAUACCUGAGGAAUUAUUCAAUGGCGUUGGAAAAUUAAAAGAUCAUAAGGUGAAGCUACAUAUUGACGAAUCAAUUCCACCCGUUGCUCAAACCCAUCGGCGGAUACCAUUCCAUCUACGGAAACAGGUGGAGAAAAAGCUUGAAGAGAUGGAAAAGGAUGACAUCAUCGAGAAAACAGAAGGUCCAACGCCCUGGGAUUCUCCAAUCGUUGUUGUGCCGAAACCCAAAAGUCCAAACGAUGUUAGAAUUUGUGUGGAUAUGCGGGCUGUCAACAAGGCAAUCCAGCGAGAACGUCACAUAACCCCCACCAUAGAUGACGUCAUAGCAGAUCUAAAUGACGCUAAAGUAUUUUCAAAGCUUGACCUCAAUCAAGGUUAUCACCAACUUGAACUCUCAGAAGAAUCACGCUAUAUUACCACGUUUAGCACCCAUGUCGGCCUGAGGAGAUAUAAGCGCCUUAAUUUCGGAGUAACCUCUGCAGCUGAAAUUUUCCAAAAUACUAUUCGAGAAACUCUUGAAGGUCUCAACGGCUGUAUUAACAUCAGUGAUGACAUCUUAGUCUAUGGAUCCAACCAAAAAGAACAUGACAACAACCUUAAAUCUGUAUUGGAACGUCUUCAGUCUCGUAACCUAACAUUAAAUAAGCUGAAGUGUGAAUUCAACAAAACCAGC
Molecule: messenger RNA, 1836 nt
Organism: Paramuricea clavata
Lineage: Eukaryota; Metazoa; Cnidaria; Anthozoa; Malacalcyonacea; Plexauridae
Source: the annotation of a GenBank genome assembly